This is a messenger RNA of Melozone crissalis (California towhee), 2389 nucleotides long. RefSeq names its product retinoid isomerohydrolase RPE65 (gene RPE65). The record is from RefSeq and is a predicted model, not a curated record. NCBI's taxonomy places the organism in Eukaryota, Metazoa, Chordata, Aves, Passeriformes, Passerellidae. The transcript is spliced from 14 exons. Gene Ontology annotation, molecular function: beta-carotene 15,15'-dioxygenase activity; retinol isomerase activity; all-trans-retinyl-ester hydrolase, 11-cis retinol forming activity. Gene Ontology annotation, biological process: zeaxanthin biosynthetic process; retinal metabolic process. The coding region runs from base 47 to 1648 and encodes 533 amino acids.
UGGCUCCCUGCUUGGCUCCGGAGCCUCGGGCCCUUCGUCAGGGAGGAUGUACAGCCAGGUGGAGCAUCCUGCUGGAGGCUACAAGAAGCUCUUUGAGACAGUGGAGGAGCUGUCCUCUCCAGUGACUGCCCACGUCACAGGCAGGAUUCCCACCUGGCUGCGAGGAAGCCUCCUGAGAUGUGGUCCUGGCUUGUUUGAGGUGGGCUCAGAGCCCUUCUACCACCUCUUUGAUGGCCAGGCACUGCUGCACAAGUUCGACUUCAAGGAGGGGCACGUCACCUACCACCGAAGGUUUGUCCGGACCGACGCCUACGUGCGAGCCAUGACGGAGAAGAGGAUCGUGAUAACGGAGUUUGGCACCUACGCCUACCCAGACCCCUGCAAGAACAUCUUCUCCAGGUUUUUCUCCUACUUCAAAGGUGUGGAGGUGACGGAUAACGCCCUGGUGAAUGUCUACCCUGUGGGUGAGGAUUACUAUGCCUGCACUGAGACCAACUUCAUCACCAGGAUUAACCCAGACACCCUGGAGACCAUCAAGCAGGUGGAUCUCUGUAAAUAUGUGUCUGUCAAUGGGGCAACAGCUCAUCCCCACAUUGAGAAUGAUGGCACUGUUUACAACAUUGGCAAUUGCUUUGGGAAAAACUUUGCCCUGGCCUACAACAUCAUCCGGAUUCCCCCUCUGCAGGCAGACAAGGAAGACCCCAUGAACAAGUCGGAGGUGGUGGUGCAGUUCCCCUGCAGUGACAGGUUCAAGCCCUCCUAUGUCCACAGCUUUGGGCUGACCCCAAACUACAUCGUGUUUGUGGAGACACCGGUGAAAAUCAACCUGCUCAAGUUCCUCUCCUCCUGGAGCCUCUGGGGAGCCAACUACAUGGAUUGCUUCGAGUCCAACGAGACCAUGGGGGUGUGGCUUCACGUGGCAGAGAAGAAGAAAGGCAGGCUCCUCAACCUCAAGUACCGCACCUCGGCCUUCAACCUCUUCCACCACAUCAACACCUACGAGGACAACGGGUUCCUGAUCGUGGACCUGUGCACCUGGAAGGGGUUUGAGUUUGUCUACAACUACCUGUACCUGGCCAACCUUCGGGCCAACUGGGACGAGGUGAAGCGGCAGGCGGAGAAGGCGCCGCAGCCCGAGGCCCGCAGAUACGUCCUGCCCCUGAGCAUCGACAAGGCUGACACAGGGAAGAACCUGGUCACCCUGCCCUACACGACGGCCACAGCGACGCUGCGCAGUGACGAGACCAUCUGGCUGGAGCCAGAGGUGAUUUUCUCAGGGCCACGGCACGCCUUUGAGUUCCCCCAGAUCAACUACAGGAAGUACGGAGGGAAGCCGUACACGUACACCUACGGGCUGGGGCUGAACCACUUUGUGCCAGACAGGCUGUGCAAGCUGAACGUGAAAACCAAGGAGACCUGGGUGUGGCAGGAGCCGGAUGCGUACCCGUCAGAGCCCAUCUUCGUUUCCCACCCGGAUGCGCUGGAGGAAGAUGAUGGGGUGGUGCUGAGCAUCGUCAUCAGCCCGGGGGCGGGGCCCAAGCCCGCCUUCCUCCUCAUCCUCAACGCCAAAGACAUGAGCGAGGUGGCCAGGGCCGAGGUGGAGGUGAACAUUCCCGUCACAUUCCAUGGGCUCUUCAAGAGAGCGUGAGCACAAACAGCGACACCUGGCCCGGGCUUCUUCCAGCUCCCACAGGUGCAGCCUCCGUUUACAGGUGACCCAAACUCCUUCCACAGCCCUUUGCAUUUGUGGGGCUGCUUAACUCAGAUCAAGCAGUUCAGUCUUGUCAAUGAUUCUUCAAAAUGGUUAAUCAGGUAUUUUUUAAAUGCGCCCUUUGGUACCCUUUCCAGUUAAACCACAAGUUGGGGGUGGUGGAGAGGUUCUGUUUAUGCAAAAUUAAACUUUGUAGCUGCAGCAGAGUGAAAGAAGCUGAAAGAGCAGAGAGUAACCUCAACACUUUUACAUGUGGUAACAUUGUGUACAACCGGCUCUGUUACAUGGUCGAGAAUUUUUAGCCUAAACGGAACGAUUCUGGAUUGAAACACCAUCCUGGUCAUUGCUGUGGUAUCCUCAGAGCAAUCCCAGUGGAGUUUUCCACAGCUGCUUUGGGAAUCCCAAGAGGGUGGCAGGCAGAGUUUUGUUCUUCACCCAGGCUGCACACUGCACACCUUCCCUUGUGUGUUUGCUCCUUUCCCCUUCUUUUGUCCAAGUGUACUUGAUUUCUGGAUUUCAUGUAAAAACAUGGACAUGAAAAAAUCAAGCAAUUGUUACCCCUUGGGCUGACUUUUCUUUCUUAGAGUGCUACAGAUGUUCAGCUUAAUCCUUCCUUCUCCCAGAAUAAACUUUCAGCUGAUGUUAAAAGAGGCUAUUGUUGAGAAUAAAAACUUCCUG